AUAUAUGGUUGUGAAAAUAGUAACCACCAACAACAACAGCAGCAACAGUACCAAACUUAAUCCAUAAAAACCCACCACACAACAUUGAUUCGUAUAACACUCCAAAUUAAUUAAUUAAUUAAUUAAUCAUAAACCAUGCUAGGUUUCACUUCACAAAUUCCCAUUCUUUGGCUACUUCCAUUAUUUAUCCUAUCUACAACAAUAUUUCAAAGGUGCAAUAGUACCGACAAUACCGAACUUAGUAGUAAUUGUAAUGAGAAAGAUCUUUCUGCAUUGCUAAUCUUCAAACAUGGUCUUGAGAACCAUUCCUCCAACACACUCUCCUCUUGGUCCAAUGAAAAUGAUUGUUGUUCAUGGAAAGGAGUUCUAUGUGACAACAUCACAAAAAGAGUUACAAAACUUGAUCUACACCAACAAUACUUAGAAGGUGAAAUCAACUUACAAUCUUUGUUUCAAAUUGAAUUUUUGAGCUACUUGGAUUUAAGCUUGAAUGGCUUUACAUCUCUAAGUAGUAGUUUUAACCAAUCACAUGAUCAUAUUCAGUAUUUAGAUUUAUCCUUUAAUGAUGAUCUUCAUAUGGAUAAUCUUGAUUGGCUUUCCAAAAUUUCAUCAUUGAAAUCUCUUAAUCUUAGUCAAAUUAAUCUUCAAAAUCAAACAAAUUGGCUUCAGUCUAUAGAUAUGCAUGCAUCAUUGUUAGAGCUGAGAUUGUCAAGUUGUCAUUUGACUAAUAUCUUUCCAUCCACAAAGCAUGUGAGUUUUGCUAAUUCACUUGUAACUCUUGAUCUCUCAGCAAACACUUUUGAUUCUGAAUUACCUGUUUGGCUGUUCGAUCACGCUAGUGAUAUGAAUAUAUCCCAUAUUGACCUUAGUUUCAAUUUUUUACAAGGCCAAAUUCCCAAGAGUUUGUUAAGUCUUAGAAAACUUGAAACUUUAAAGCUGAGUAACAAUGAACUGAAUGGAUCCAUUCCUGAUUGGUUAGGCCAACAUGGAAAUUUAAAAUACCUUAAUCUAGCCGAGAAUUUGUUUCACGGUUCUAUUCCUUCGUCUCUUGGAAAUCUCUCUUCCUUGGUAGAGUUAAGUAUCGGCUCCAAUUUUAUGACCGGUAAUAUUCCAACCACCAUUGGAAAACUCUUCAAUUUGAAGAGUUUGUUCAUUGGAGGAAAUUCCUUGUCAGGUGUUCUAACCAAAAAACAUUUCUCCAAUCUCUCUAAUUUAGAAGCACUUGUAUUGAGUGCACCUGUUUCAUUUGAUAUUGAUUCUAAAUGGAUUCCUCCAUUUCAAUUGAAUGGGAUAAGUUUAAGCAAUACAAUUCUAGGUCCUAAGUUUCCAGCAUGGAUAUAUACACAAAAGUCACUAGAAUAUCUUGAGGUUCCAAACUCUAGACUUUCAUCCAUAGAUGGAGACAUAUUUUGGAGAUUUGUAGCUAAUAUUACACAGCUUAACCUGUCUCAUAACAACAUCAGUGCAGAUUUAUCAAAUGUUAUGCUAAACUCGGAUCUUAUAUUUAUGGAUCACAAUAUGUUCAGAGGAGGGCUGCCGCAUAUAUCCGCAAAUGUUAUCUAUUUGGAUUUGUCACACAACUCUUUCUUUGGAACCAUUUCCCAUCUGUUCUGCCACAAAUUAGGUAGGGAAAAUAGUUUGGAUUAUUUGGACAUUUCGUCCAAUCUUUUAACCGGAGAAAUUCCUGAUUGUUGGGAGUAUUGGAAAGGCUUAUCUUUCCUUUUCAUGGGGAAUAAUAUGCUGACUGGUGAAGUUCCUCCAUCCAUGGACUCGUUUAUCGAUCUCAUAAUACUGGAUUUGCAUAACAAUAGCUUGUCUGGUAAUUUUUCAUUGGACCUGUCAAACAUAACAAAUUUGGAAUUCAUUAAUAUUGGAGAAAACAAUUUCUCCGGACCUGUACCGGUGAAGAUGCCACAUGCUAUGGAAGUGAUGAUAUUAAGAUCCAACCAGUUUGAAGGUAAUAUUCCAUCACAACUGUGCAGUAUCUCUUCACUGAUACAAUUGGUUCUUUCCCACAAUAAACUUUCAGGGCCUAUUCCCAAAUGCAUUAGUAACUUCACUGGCAUGGGUGGAGCAAAGAAAACGAGUCAUUAUCCAUUUGAAUUCAAUCUGUAUAACAAAGGGCAGGACUUAGAGUAUUUAGACUAUGGAUUGUUGAGAACUCUUGACCUUUCAGAUAACAACUUAUCAGAUGAAAUCCCACGACAAGUUUUCAGUCUAGUUCAACUCAAGUCAUUGAACUUGUCUCGAAAUCAUUUCACAGGAAAGAUAGCAAGAGAGGUUGGAGACAUGAAUAACUUGGAAUCUCUUGAUCUAUCCAGCAACAAACUUGUCGGUGAAAUUCCUGAUACAAUUUCAGGUCUGUCCUUUUUAAGCUUCUUGAAUUUGUCAAGCAAUUACCUUGUUGGACAAAUCCCAGUUGGGACUCAGCUUCAGAGUUUUGAUGCUUCGUUCUAUGAUGGGAAUCCUGGACUUUGCGGAGCUCCUCUACCAAUCUGCAUUGAGUCAAACAAAUAUGGAGGAAACAAUGAUAUUGAUGAUGAUGAUGAUGAUUCUUUUACACAGUCACUCUACUUUGGUUUGGGUGUUGGAUUUGCAGUGGGUUUCUGGAGUCUUUGUGGUUCUCUAUUCCUCAACAAGCCUUGGAGGCACAAUUAUUUUCGGUUCCUUAACCGUGUUGCAGACCAAUUCCAUUAGUUUGUGGGAUCUUCCAAUUGAGGUCCAAGACAGAGUACAUCCAUUAAUUUGCUGGUUUGGUUAUAUAUGAAGAAAGUGAAAUGGCACUAAAAUUUGGUGGAGAACAAAAUCAAAAUAGAAGAAGCAGAUUGAAUGAGACCUUUCUCAAGUGGCUGUGGCAUUUAUUUACCUUAUGUAUUGAUUGAUAUAUUAUGUAAUCAAUAUGAUGAUGAUGAUGAUAUAUGUAUGUAUAUUAACACCAAGGCCUAAAAAUGUUCUGCUCCUAAAAAUGUGGUUUCAGUUACUGAACCGAACCAUAUAAAUGGUUCAGUUCAGUGCAGUUCAUGAAGCAUGAACACCCCUACUAGCCAGCCGCUACAAUUUUGUCUUUUUAUAAUAUUAUUUAAAUUAAUAAAUAAUUUAAAAAUAAUAUUUAAAUACAAAAAAAACAUUUUCUAUCCAUUGCAGAAAGAAACUAUUGUUC
Trifolium pratense (red clover) is the source of this 3160-nucleotide messenger RNA. Its product is annotated as receptor-like protein EIX2. NCBI's taxonomy places the organism in Eukaryota, Viridiplantae, Streptophyta, Magnoliopsida, Fabales, Fabaceae. The record is from RefSeq and is a predicted model, not a curated record. The transcript is spliced from 2 exons. Gene Ontology annotation, molecular function: protein binding. The coding region runs from base 136 to 2697 and encodes 853 amino acids.